GUUUUGGCUCUACUUUUUCAGCAGCUGAGGAAAGUGUAAUGAUGGUACCAGCCUCUCCAGAAAAUAUCAGCAAGCAGUACAAAGUCAGCAGUCAGGUCUUUCAUGAGUGUUUCCUGGAACCAUGCCACAACAAUGGGACAUGCAAACAGUUGGGAAGUGGAUAUAUUUGCAUAUGCCCACUUGGAUAUACAGGCUUGAAAUGUGAAACAGAAGUUGAUGAGUGUAAAUCAUCUCCUUGUCGCAAUGGAAUGUGUAAAGAUGGCAUUGGGACCUUUGUUUGCCAUUGUCAACCAGGCUAUUCAGGUCUCUUGUGUGAGGAAGACAUAAAUGAAUGUAGCUCCAAUCCGUGUUUGAAUGGAGCCCACUGUGUUGAUGGCAAGAACGGAUACCGCUGCACUUGUGCAAAAGGGUUUACAGGUGCUCACUGUGAAACGGAGGUCAAUGAAUGCCUUUCAAACCCGUGUCUUAAUAGGGCUAUUUGUGAAGAUCGAGUUGGCAGUUUCUCCUGCAAGUGCCUUCCAGGUUUUACUGGUGUCUUGUGUGAAAGAAAUAUUGAUGAGUGUCUCAGCAGACCCUGUAGGAAUGGAGCUACGUGCAGAGAUGGUAUCAACAGCUUCAGGUGUCUCUGUGUGACAGGGUACACAGGACUAAACUGUGAAGUGAACAUCAAUGACUGCGACUCCAGUCCCUGCUUAAACCAAGCCACCUGUGUGGAUGCCUUGAACUCGUACGUUUGUAAAUGUCCCCCUGGCUUUACAGGCAGCAGGUGUGAAACAGAACAGUCCUCUGGUUUCAAUCUUGAUUUUGAAGUCUCUGGUAUCUAUGGAUAUGUCAUGCUUGAUGGUGUUUUCCCAUCUCUUGGUGAUAUCACCUGUACAUUCUGGAUGAAAUCCACUGACACCACAAACUAUGGGACUCCCAUUUCUUACGCAGUGGAGAGUGGAAGUGAUAAUGCAUUUCUUCUGACUGAUUACAAUGGCUGGGUUCUUUAUGUAAAUGGCAAAGAGAGGAUCACAGACUGUCCUUCAGUGAAUGAUGGUAACUGGCAUCACAUUGCAGUCACAUGGACAUGCACGGAUGGGGCAUGGAAAGUGUACAUCGAUGGAAAACUGUCUGAUGGAGGCAGUGGGCUCUCUGUUGGCUCAAAAAUCCCUGGUGGUGGUGCACUUGUGCUGGGUCAAGAGCAGGAUCAGAAAGGAGAAGGAUUCAACCCAGCUGAAUCUUUUGUGGGCUCCAUCAGCCAGCUCAACAUUUGGGACCAUGUCCUGUCUCCACAGCAGGUAAAAUCUCUGGCUACAUCCUGUCCAGAAGAACUCCAAAAAGGAAAUGUACUAGCCUGGCCAGAUUUCCUGCCAGGAGUUGUUGGAAGAGUGAAGAUAGAUUACAAGAGUAUAUUUUGUGCUGACUGUCCGUCUUUGCAAGGAUCCAUACCACAUCUGCGGGCCUCUUCUGCUGAUUUAAAACCAGGGUCAAAAGUGAGCCUUUCCUGUGACCCAGGCUUCCAGAUAGUGGGAAAUUCUGUUCAACACUGCCUUAACAUGGGACAGUGGACACGGCCCUUUCCCCGCUGUGAAAGAAUCAGCUGUGGAGUGCCUCCACCUUUAGAAAAUGGAUUUUAUUCAGCUGAGGACUUUUUUGCUGGCAGUACCGUUACCUAUCACUGUAACAAUGGCUACUAUUUGUUGGGUGACUCCAGGAUGUUGUGCCUGGACAACGGGAGCUGGAACAGCAUUUCACCAUCUUGCCUUGAUGUUGAUGAAUGCGCUGUUGGAUCAGACUGCGAUGAACAUGCAUCUUGUCUCAACACAAAUGGAUCCUAUGUUUGCACUUGCAUCCCUCCUUACACAGGAGACGGUAAAAAAUGUGCAGAACCAGUGAAGUGCCAUAAUCCAGGAAACCCAGAGCAUGGCCAUUUAUAUGGGGACACUUACAGUGUUGGCAGUGAAGUAACGUUUUCCUGUGAAGAAGGGUUUCAGCUGACAGGAGUGACUAAACUUACAUGCAUGGAGUCUGGAAAGUGGAGCCACCCAAUACCAUACUGUGAAGCUAUAUCCUGUGGCGGUCCAGUUAUUCCAGAGAACAGUGCCAUUUUGGGCACAAAUUUUACGUACCACAAUAAGGUGGUGUACAGAUGCAAUGAUGGAUACAACUUAGUGGGUGAAAAGGAAAUUCUGUGCCUUGCUAGUGGCAUUUGGAAUCAUCCUCCUCCCUCCUGUGAAAUCGUGACUUGUCCUAGCCCGCAGGAUAUCAGCAAUGGAAAAUACACACUCACUGGCACAACCUACCUUUCCUCUGUAUCAUACACCUGUGACAAUGGAUACAGCCUUCAGGGACCUUCUGUACUUGUCUGUGCUUCUUCAGGGAACUGGAACAGCACACCUCCAGCUUGCAACAUUGUCUCUUGUGGAUCCCCUCCUGCCAUCAAAGAUGCAGUCGUCAAUGGAAAUAACUUUACUUUUGGAAACACGGUCUCUUACAUGUGUAAGGAAGGUUACACAUUAGUUGGCCCUGCAACCAUAGAGUGCUUAGCCAGCGGCAAGUGGAGUGUGAGCCACCAGCAGUGCCUGGCAGUAUCCUGUGAUGAACCACCCCAUGUGGAAAAUGCGUCACCAGAGAGUGGCCACCGUCUCUUUGGUGAUAUAGCUUAUUACUUCUGCUCGGAUGGCUACAGCCUGGCUGAUAACUCUCAGCUGCUUUGCAAUGCAGAAGGGAAGUGGGUGCCUCCAGAGGGCAGGGAGAUGCCCCACUGCAUAGCUGAUUUCUGUGAAAAGCCAUCCACCGUCUCAUACAGCAUCCUGGAAUCCAUGAGUAAAGCCAGGUUUGCAGCUGGCUCCAUCGUGAGCUUCAAGUGCAUGGAAGGCUUUGUUCUGAACACUUCAGCUAAGAUCGAGUGCCUUCGAGGGGGCCAGUGGAAUCCUUCUCCUUUGAGCAUCCAGUGCAUCCCCGUUCGCUGCGGAGAGCCCCCCGAUAUUAGCAAUGGCUAUGCCAGUGGGGCCAACUACAGCUUCGGAGCAGUGGUGGCUUACAGCUGCAACAAGGGGUUCUACAUCAAGGGAGAGAAGAAGCGGACCUGUGAGGCCACGGGCAACUGGAGUGGCAGUUUGCCCACAUGCCACCCAGUGUCCUGUGGAGAACCACCGCAGCUUGAGAAUGGCUUUAUUAAGGAAACAACUGGACGCUUCUUUGAGAAUCAGGCAUAUUAUCAGUGUGAGUCUGGCUACCAGCUGGUUGGGAGCCCAGUGUUUGUCUGCCAAGCCAAUCGGCAAUGGUACAGUGAAUCAACUCCUUAUUGUGUUCCCCUCAGCUGUGGAAAACCGCCACCCAUCCAGCAUGGCUACUCCAAGGGAGAAACUUUUGAUAUGGGCUCCAAAGUUGAGUUUUUCUGUGAUGAAGGCUAUGAGCUGGUUGGAGAUGUUUCUUGGACGUGUCAGAAGUCUGGGAAAUGGAGCAAAAAGCAAAGCCCAAAGUGUGUGCCAACAAAAUGUCCAGAACCACCUUUGGCAGAAAACCAGCUGGUCUUGAGGGAAGUGACUUACCAAGUCGGUGUUGUACAGUUCUCCUGCAAGGAGGGUUUCGUUUUGCAUGGCUCCUCUGUACUGAAAUGCUUGCCCUCCCAACAGUGGAAUGAUUCCUUUCCCUUCUGCAAGGUUGUACAGUGCCCCGCACCUCCGUACAUCCCUUUUGGUGACCCCUUGACUUCCUCCCUUCAUUUUGGUAGCACUGUGAAAUACAUCUGCGUGGAUGGGUUUUUGCUGAAGGGUGAGUCUACAAUCAGAUGCCAGGCUGAUGGCUCAUGGAGCUUGCCUUUGCCAGAAUGUAUUCCUGUGGAGUGCCCCCAGCCAGAAGAAAUUCAGAAUGGCAUUGUUGAUGUGCAGGGCCUCACCUUCCUUAGCACAGCCCUCUAUACAUGUAAACCAGGCUUUGAACUAGUGGGGAACACAACUAUCCUCUGUGGAGAAGACGGCCAGUGGCUUGGAGGAAGGCCAGCUUGCAAACCUAUUCAAUGCCCAAGGCCUAAGAAUAUCCUCAAUGGCAAAUACUCACUCACAAACUUCCAUUAUGGGCAGACUGUUAGAUAUUCCUGUGACAGAGGUUUCCAGCUCCAAGGGCAGGAAACACUGAGAUGCCUAGAGACAGGGGAGUGGAGUACAGAGGUUCCCUCCUGCAAAGCCAUAAAUUGCCAGCCCCCUCAGCCCAUUGAGAAUGGCUUUGUGGAGGGUGCAGAUUAUAGCUAUGGGGCCAUGGUCAUUUACAGCUGUGUGCCAGGCUUCCAGCUGUCUGGCCUUGCCAUGCAGACCUGUGAAGAAUCAGGCUGGUCUAGCUCCACACCAACCUGCCUCCCAACAGACUGUGGCCUGCCUCCUCACAUUGACUUUGGGGAGUACGUGCAGGUCAGACAUGGGGAAAGACGUUCUGACCAGGAGAGUGUUACAGAGAGUCCCUCCCUUUCGCAUAUGUUACUGGCUGACAAUUUGAAAGACUUGAAAAGUUCUUUGAAGGAGGACAGUGCAAUGCAGCUCACCACUUUCUUAUUUGGAACUAUCAUUUUAUACACAUGUUACUCUGGCUACGAGCUGCUGGGAAACCCUGUUCUAGCUUGCCAAGAAGAUGGCGCUUGGAACGGCACUGCCCCCGCCUGCGUUUCAAUAGAGUGCACCUUGCUGUCACCCCCAGAGAAUGGUUUUUUACAUUUCACUGAGAACACGCUUGGUAGCACGGUGCAGUACACCUGUAAGCCAGGGUUCACACUUGUUGGCUCCAACAAACGACUAUGUUUGCCAAGUAGGCAGUGGAGUAACACUGCUCCAUACUGCAAAGCAGUAACAUGCAACUCACCUAGCCAGCUUAUGAAUGGGAACGUAAGAGGGGAAAACUACACAUAUGGGAGUGUUGUCUACUAUGAGUGCGAUCCUGGAUACCAGUUAAAUGGCCCCACAGAGAGGAGAUGCCAAGAAAACCAGAAAUGGGAUGGCAGUGAACCAAUUUGCAUUCCCAUUUCCUGCAGCCCACCACCAGUUUUGGAGAAUGGUCAGGUGACUGGAGAGGAGUACACAUUCCAGAAACAUACAGAGUACAGCUGCAAUGAAGGUUUCCUGUUAGAUGGGGACAGGAGUAGAGUCUGCCUUGCAAAUGGAAGCUGGAGUGGAAUUGCUCCAGUUUGCAAAGCUGUGACUUGCCCUGUGCCGCUGCCUCUUCCCAACGGGAGAACUAGUGGCUCAGAUUUUGGCUUUAAGAAAGAAGUGCACUAUCACUGCAACGAAGGAUAUAUUCUGCAAGGAAUGUCUGCGCUUACCUGUCGGAGUGAUGGUACCUGGGAUUCAGAAGCUCCACACUGUGAGCCAGUCAUUUGUGGACCUCCUGAAGAUAUCUCCCAUGGCUUUCUGAAUGGCUCAGGCUUUACCUAUGGGGAAUUUGCCCAGUAUGUGUGCUUCCCUGGUUAUGAACUGCAUGGCAAUCCUUUACGGCAAUGUUUGUCCAAUGGCUCCUGGAGUGGAAGCCUUCCAUCUUGCCUACCCUGUCUGUGUCCUACACCACAGAUUCAGAAUGGGGUCAUUCUUGGUACAGAUUUCAGCUGUGGGAAGACUGCCCAGUUUCAGUGCCUGGAGGGCUUCAAACUGCUAGGGCCUUCUGAAGUGACCUGUGAGGCAGCUGGCAAGUGGGGUUCUGGGUUUCCUCGCUGCGGGCAGAUUUCCUGCGGCUCUCCACCCAUCAUCCCCAACACAUUUAUCAAUGGGAGCAGCUCUGCAGAUGAGAACACCAUCAUCUAUACCUGCUUGACAGGUUUUGUCAUGCGGGGGAGUCCAGAACUGACUUGUAUGGAGACUGGUGUCUGGAAGAAGCCAUACCCAAGCUGUGAGCUGUUAAGCUGUGGCCCACCACCUUCUGUCCCAAAUGCAGAGGUUCUUGGGAGCACUUACACCUAUGGGAGCAAGGUCCAGUACAGAUGCCUGGAAGGCUACACAAUGGUGACAGAGGUGGAUGUAUGCAUUUGCCAGGAAGACGGACAGUGGUCUCCUCAAAGUAUUUCCUGUUGCCCCAGAAAGUGUCCCAUCCCAGGAAAUACCACCCAUGUAAUCGUGCCUGGGGACAACUUCACUGUGAACACAAACAUCACGUUGUCGUGUGUAAAAGGCUAUACUCUGGUGGGAGCGAGGACAUCUACAUGCAAGGAGAGUGGCAUUUGGGUGCCACCGUUUUCUGAUGACAUCUGCAUUCCUGUGUCCUGUGGGACCCCAGAGUCUCCAGAGCAUGGAUUUGUGGUUGGCACUAAAUACAAUUACAAAGACGUGGUUCUUUAUAAAUGUGAUUCUGGCUAUGAAUUACAAGGUGAUGCAGAACGGACUUGCCAAGAAGACACACUCUGGAGUGGCACAGUGCCAGCGUGCAGAAAGACCAGAUGCAAAGUUCCAGUUUCCUUGCUGAAUGGGAAGGCGAUUUACGAAAACAAUACAGUUGGCAGUACAAUAGCAUAUUUCUGCGAGACGGGAUACAGCUUGGAAGGGGAACCUGUGGCAGAGUGUACAAGAGAUGGAACAUGGAGUAAUCCCUUGCCUCUCUGUAAACCAAACCCUUGUCCUGUGCCUUUCAUAAUCCCAGAGAAUGCCCUUCUGUCUGAGGUGGAUUUUUAUGUUGGUCAAACCGUAUCCAUCAGGGGUAGGGAAGGCUACCAGCUGAAAGGGCAGUCUGUGAUCACCUGUAACCCUGAUGAGACCUGGACUCCAGCAACAGCUAAGUGUGAAAAGAUAUCUUGUGGCCCCCCAGCUCACACAGAGAAUGCUCUGAUUCGUGGUAGCUUCUAUCAGUAUGGAGAUGUGAUCACCUAUUCAUGCUACAGUGGGUACAUGCUGGAGGGGCCCCUGCGGAGCAUUUGCUUAGAAAAUGGAACAUGGACAACACCACCUACCUGCAAAGCUGUCUGUCGGUUCCCAUGUCAGAACGGUGGCAUCUGUGAGCGACCAAAUGCCUGCUCAUGUCCAGAUGGCUGGAUGGGUCGUCUCUGUGAAGAGCCCAUAUGCAUUCUGCCAUGUCUCAAUGGAGGUCGCUGUGUGGCCCCUUACCAGUGUGACUGCCCCCCUGGAUGGACUGGAUCACGCUGCCAUAUGGCUGUUUGCCAGUUGCCUUGCUUAAAUGGUGGGAAGUGCAUACGACCAAAUCGGUGCUAUUGUCCCUCAUCAUGGACUGGACAUGACUGCUCUAGGAAACGGAAGGCUGGAUUCUAUCCCUUUUAACAUCAGAGCAGCAGUUCUACAUUCAGAUAAUCUUUCUUCAGCCUAGGCACCAGGGCUUGGAAUCUAAUGCAUUUUAAAUCAAAUCCAUUGCUUCCCUUCCCCACCAGCUCCCUUGUUUUGUGUUUUAUUUUGUGAUAAAUUUUUACUAUACCUUUCAAUUUUUAAGGAAAUCCUCUGUAUUUUUCAU
Pelecanus crispus (Dalmatian pelican) is the source of this 7416-nucleotide messenger RNA. Lineage: Eukaryota; Metazoa; Chordata; Aves; Pelecaniformes; Pelecanidae. The record is from RefSeq and is a predicted model, not a curated record.